Messenger RNA from Vanessa tameamea, 3984 nucleotides. RefSeq lists its product as uncharacterized. Bases 311 to 1396 code for a protein of 361 amino acids. NCBI's taxonomy places the organism in Eukaryota, Metazoa, Arthropoda, Insecta, Lepidoptera, Nymphalidae. The record is from RefSeq and is a predicted model, not a curated record. The transcript is spliced from 10 exons. Gene Ontology annotation, molecular function: protein binding.
AGUCCGAAGCAAGCUCGCGUCAGGAACGCCCGCGUCUGUUCCGACCCUCAGUAUUUCUCCGUAAAUUUUUAAUAUCGAUGUUUGAACGCGCCUUCUCGACACAAUAAAACACUUAUUCGAUAAAUUCCCUGUAUAGUAUGUUUUUUAUUAACGUGUGAAGGUUUCUAUAUGUACAUGGAUUAUAGUGUGAGUGCGUUUUAACGCUGUGUCUUUAAGUUUUGAAGUAUAUGGUAGAGAUUUCUAGGCGGGCGUACUGAAACUUAUUCAUCAGGGAGAAGCGGCAUGGCAUGAGCGGCCGCGUGGGCGCGACAUGCGGCGAGCGCCGCUCGCGCUGCCCGCCGCCGUCACUCUUGCGCUAUCCUUACUUCUGCGCUUCGUGGAUGCUGGUUCGAUGGGUCCGGGUGUGCCCGAAAAUAUAACGGUUACAUUUUUGAACCCGACCACGGUACGCGUCUCUUGGUCGACGACGGCGGAUCUCGUGGAAAAGUAUGACGUCACGUACAAGCCUUCAGACGCAAGUUACAGAGUGGUGUUGGAAGUGGCUGGCAAUUCAGACGCAGUCAUUCUAAGUGGGCUGGAGGCAGAUACGCAAUAUCAGGUUACAGUCGCUGCCCUUUGGGGCGGCCACAAGUACAGAAGCAGGCCUAUUGUCUUCCGCACGCUGGAGCCUCCGCGGACGUCGCCUCAGCAGGAUGGGGGGUUGGGAACACCCCGCUCCUCAGUGUCACCGCCUGACCCGUCACCCACAUUUCCAACGAUACGAGGUGUGGAGAUUGGCAUCGUAGUAUUAGUACUUAUCGUAUGGAUAGGUGCCAUCGUACUAUUUUUCAAUCGAUGGGGAAAAAUCCGUAUGUUACUCCCGUAUCAGCCAGAUUACAAACAGGAACAGUUAAAGGUGCCAGGAAGCAGCGCUUUAGCUGCUGCAACAGCUGGAGGCACUUGUGGAGCUCACUCGGCACCUUCGGCGUGUUCGGAUAUUGGAAAUCAUUCGGAUCACAUGCGCUGGUCCCACACACACACACAAAGCCUGGAGUGUGAGGAGCGCUUAUUAGCGCGGUGUAAUCGUCCGCGCGUCAACUCCGCUAUCUUCGUAUCCACCGAGCCCACAAGCUUCGCCGGCUUUGAUCCAGGGGAAUUCCUCAGGCGACACGGGUCACAAUCGAAAUUGUGCCGUAAAGCAAGAUCUGCAGAUAACAUACCGCUUACAACGAUGAGCGAUUCAUCAGAACGACUUUGUAAAGUCAAGGCACCGCGGGAAGAAACCAUCAAUGAAGAAGCAAAGUCAGAUGACAGUGGUAGUGUUGAUACGGUAAAGCACUUCGGCUUACCGAUCCUGUCGGUAUCGGGCCCUUCCCCCCCAGAUGAGGACUACGAUCAAAUAGAUGAGUAUCUGUAGCAUUUCCAUACAAGUUUCCAGCUGAAAUACGUGCUGGAAAAGAUGAGGCCGCCUUGGCCUAGUCCCGCACAAAGUCCUUAAGAGAAAGGACGGACUUUAGCAUCGUUUUCGCAUUGGACUUCAUGAACAAAAUCGUGUUUCUCUUUGAGUGUGUGCUGUGCUAAUUUAAUUUCAUAUUGUGUGUUUAAAGAACUAUUUUUAAACAUCGCUGCUCCACAACGAAUUUUGUAGACUUUUCCUGAGGUCACAUGUAAGCAUGACCUGUGUCGCGACCUAAAGUGUGUCUUGAAGAGGGACCAUAGACGAUGGGAGUUUUGUCAUCUAUUCUAAUAGUUUUACUAUAGGCCGUAAUAACCAUAUCUCUAUUGAGUGUAUACAUAAAUUAAUCAGUAAUCUAAUUCUUAUUGCAACUUAUAUCUAUUAAGAUCUGCACAAUAAAUUAACGAUCUGUCAACAUUUUAACUGUGCCACUUUUAAUAAUACAAUCUAUAAAUUUAAAAAAAAAUGUCUAUAAUGGUAUUUUCAUAAGCAAUUUUCGCGUAAGUAUAAAUUAGGUAGUGCAUUGCAAUGUAAUAAAGUAUCUUCAAUGUCUCAUAUUGUAUUUUAGUUUUAGUGUAUUUCAAUAGAAAUAAUCUUGUCGAUUGUCUAUAGUUGUAACUGCAUUUGUCUUGAAGACUAAAUAUAUCUAUGUAGUGAAUAUUAGCGUAGAUUUGAAGGUUGAACUUUGGUCCAAUGAAUUGUAUUAUCUGCACUCAUGAUGUUCUAGAUAAAUAAGCGAAUGAUGACGUCUAUAAGAUAACAUCCGAUUGUAAUUAAUCUUCGGUGGGUUCAUUCGUCUAUAUUGAAUAGUCAUAAAUGGAUGUUUACGAAUAAACUAUCUAAAUAAAUAAUAAAAUUUAAAAACUGUAUCUUAAAUGUAAUUAUUCUAUUAAUGAUAAGUCAAUUAAUCCAUAUAUUGUAGAUAAAGGUGUUUGAGAGAUGGCACUACAUAAGUAUACUUGAAAAUUACACUAUACAUAUGUAUUCUUAUAAGAUUCUCAACUGGUGUUAAGGGACCACAUGGUAUGGUUAGCGGAUUAGUGGUAAUUGUAGCUUUGUGGGACAUUUUGCCCCGAUACCAGUUUUGAAGCUAAGACGACGUUAUUCCCUCCACUAUUUAUAGUUCACCAUUCUCUGGUUUCGAUGUUUGUCAUUCAAAAAGUCCAGUAUAUACAUGUAUGUACAUUUAUAUAUUACUGUGUAUCUUAAAACCAUUUUAUCAUAAGCUUUGAUAAAUUUCCUUCCUCUUCUCCUUCGGUGAUAGUAUUUAAAGGGACGAUUUAAUGUUAAAAAUUUGAUAAAGACGCUGAUACGUUUAUUGUCUUCGUUCAAUAGCUGAACUUAUUAAAUAGUGUAUUUUUUUUAAAGUUAUGCCGUCGGUACGUAUUUUAAUUUAAUAGAAGCGAGAUUUUUGUGUUAAGUUACUGCUUCAUAAUUUGGAAAUUAUCUUCAAAAUUGGCAUUAUUUUCUGCAAUCUGAUUUUAGAUCCAAUAAUAAUACAGCAAAGCAAUUGCGUCAUAUUAUAUGUCAAACACACGUACAAAUACAAAUUAUUGUCAGCCAAAUACGUUUUUGAACAAAUAUUCUGUUUCAUAUUAUUAUUAGUGCGAGUAAAAUGACACUUGCGUUUCGUUUGUAAAGCUAUAUUGUAUCACAAACGAAAAAAAAAUCCACGUGUGUAUAAUAAGGCCUCGAUCAUACUACAGACUAAGCAAUCUGUCAAAUAAAAAAACGAUAGCUCAGUUUAUUUAGGUGACUCAACUAUCGACUUCGAAUCAUUAGAUUGUAACAAAAUAAUCGAUUACAGAAUCAACUAGGUCAAGUCUGUAGUCUGUGUGGGCCCUUAGAGUGAUGUGUUUCGUGUUAUUUGCAUGUGUGAUAUUUUCGACAGUCGAUUCGUAGAUGUAGGUGUGAUGUGAGAAUUUAUUAAUAUUUUAGUAUAUCAUAGACUUAUCGAAUAGCCUUAUUCAAAUAGUGAGUUUAUAAUAUCUUCAACGAUUUAUAUCUUAGUGAAUAUCUUGAAUCCCUCAUUACGUCUAUAAUUAGCCUAUUAAAUAUUUCAUAGUCGUCUUGUGCCAAUAUUAAUUGCUAGUUUUUUUUCGCUGUUUCUAUCAUAACUGAAUUUAGUGUUACUCGAUUUUAUAUAAAACCAUCAAUUGUUUUCAUGACAAUUUUGUUACGAAUGUAUUUAUCGUAUUAAUGUAUAAGCUUGAUUACAACUAUAUUUGGAUUUUAUUUAUUAGUAAAGCAAUUAGCUAUCGAAUUAUGUUUCCAUUUAUUAUUAAUAAUACCGAUACUUAGUUUUUAUUUUAUUUUCUUACAUAAAAAUUUAAUAAGGUAUUUAAAAUAGAGCGUAGCUUUUACAUGAUAUUAGUAUGCGUAUUUAAAAUGUAGUCUUACUUAAAAUUUGUACAUAUCUAUAAUGGUCACUAUUGUAAUGCUCAUUACUCGUUUGUAAAUUACAUAAAUCCUAAUGUAAUUGUAAAAUAAUUAUUUAUAUUCUUAAAACGUCUAUUUACUAUCACAAUGAAAUAAAAUCUUUAAAAAUU